AUUAUAAACUGUGUAGCGAAAAGAAUUUUCUUCUUAAAUUUUGUUGAAAAAUGUUGUUGUAUGAUAUUUUUAGCUAACUAUCCACCCCAGAAGGCAUGGCGCUCAAGCUCAAUGCUUCGGCUGUGUACUCACUGCAGAGCCUUCAGUUACGCCACAGAACUCAGAGCUGCUUAUGGAGUUGCAAACCUAAUCGAUUGUAUCGAAGAAUUUCGUGCAGUAUGGAUAUGGCUGCUAACCAGCCAUGUGAUCCUAAGAAAUUGAGCAUCAGUCAUAUUGUGGGCAAGGCAACAAGUUUGUGGGAUACUUCUCCUCGGCCGCUCAAGACGUUUCCCUGGAACAAGACGUUAAAUCACUUCAUCCAACUCGUUGUCGACCUUGUGUUGGCAGUUAUCAGAAUCCUAGCCAUUCCUGUGUUUUGUACAACAUCAAUCACUGAAAUGUCUUAUUGUGCACAUGAAAGGAAGCUGUACCUUAUCCCACUUCCGUUUCUAGUUGGUGUCGCUCUAGCCGGGGUGCUACACAAUGCUGCCUUGGAGUCGUCUUCGUAUCUCAAGUACGCAGAAGUCCCGUGGCAUCUGAUUGCUCUUCUAACAUCCUUUGCACUGCUCAAGUUUCCUGGCCCUUAUUACCCAUAUUGGGGCCGUAUAUUCAUUCCUCACAUGGCAAACGGAGCAAUAUUGAGGACCUUGUGGCUCUUGUUUCUAUGGUUCCGAAAGCCCCAAAAGGCACCAGAAAAUAACCACGGUGAUUCCGUAGCCGACAGUCCUAAAAUAGACAUGGUCUCGUAGCAUCAUAAACCCUCAGCAGGUGUAGAUGCAGUUUAGCACUUCGGCCAUCAGCUCAACUAUUUGGAAGAGGUUUUUAGGUUAAUUGCAAAACAAAUGUUUGAUAUAAGACUAUAUAAGAGAAGAUAAGGAUGAAGACCCUCUCUACUCUUUCACUAUACUCGAAUGAAAUGCCAAAUAUCUACAA
This is a messenger RNA of Salvia hispanica, 972 nucleotides long. RefSeq lists its product as uncharacterized. Lineage: Eukaryota; Viridiplantae; Streptophyta; Magnoliopsida; Lamiales; Lamiaceae. The record is from RefSeq and is a predicted model, not a curated record.